UGGGGAUGGGGCAAGUGGUGAAAGGAUGGCCCUAUGAGCACAGAGCUUUGAGAAGGGACCUGGCAAGGUUCACUGUCACACAGACUAUCAUACUGUCCAGAAGUGAAGCAGCCCGGUGAUUAUCAAUGGACCCCCAGAUAAAGCUGACAAACACACAGUGGGAUACUCCCUUCACUUGGGACUGAGGGCUAAAAGACCCUGGAGGGGGAUUCCAGUCCUGGGGAUGCUGAUACAGCGGUUCUGGGAGCCUGGUUGGCUUUGGCAGUUCCCAGAGUGGGCCAGCGUCUGGUCAGCAGGUGGCGUGGACACAGAGAUGAUUUCUUCUUGGGAGGCGGGGAAGACAAGGCCACCCAACCACCUUUUCAAAGCUGGGGCCUAAGAGGAGGUAGCGGGGUAAAACUACAACUCCCAGAAGUCCCUGCUCCCGGGCGAGGCUAAUGUGUUGCCAUGGUUUCAGAAAACAAUAUGGCCGCUCCCAGCUGGGACCGGAGUCUGGGUUAGAGAGGCUGAGGUGGAUCUGGGCGGCUGCAGUAGCGAGAGAGGAAGCUCUUGAGGGGUCGUGAAGUUGGGGCUGGACGCUGCACAGCUGGAACGGCCUGACCUUGACGAGGGCGCCAAUGGCGAGCAGCGUGGAUGAGGAAGCGCUGCACCAGCUCUACCUGUGGGUAGACAACAUACCUCUGUCCCGGCCCAAGCGAAAUCUCUCUCGGGACUUCAGUGACGGAGUCCUGGUCGCAGAGGUCAUCAAGUUUUACUUCCCCAAGAUGGUGGAGAUGCACAAUUAUGUCCCUGCCAACUCUCUCCAGCAGAAGCUCAGCAACUGGAGUCACUUGAACAGGAAGGUUCUGAACAAGCUGAACUUCUCGGUACCAGAGGACGUGAUGCGUAAGAUCGCACAGUGUGCCCCGGGCGUGGUGGAGCUGGUGCUCAUUCCACUGAGGCAGCGCCUGGAGGAGAGGCAGAGGCGCAGGAAGCAGGGCGCUAACUCCUUACAGGAGCUGGCUCUCCAGGAUGGCACUGAAUACAUGGAUGUGGGUUUGUCCCAGAAGGCCAGAGGGGAAGCUGCCCUGGACCCCCAGGGAAGGGGCCAGCUCAGGGUGGACCAUCAGCCUGCACCCCGGCCUCCGGGGUAUAGUCAGGCGCUGCAGGGCGACCCAAGCUUCAUCCUCCAGAUCGCUGAGAAAGAGCAGGAGCUGUUGGCCUCACAGGAGACCGUGCAGGUGCUGCAGAUGAAAGUGAAACGCUUGGAGCACCUGCUCCAGCUCAAGAACGUGCGCAUCGAAGACCUCUCCAGGCGGCUCCAGCAGGCGGAGCGUAAGCAGCGGUGAGCAGAGGCCCCGGUGCGCGGGCACGCCCCAGUAUCCGCCGGAGCCCAGAUGCCAACGCACCCAGCACCCACCGACAGACUAACGAAUGGGCGGGCGGAGCCAGCAACUCCAAUGAGCCUGGGACAGGAGCGCCCCCUCCCUUGGGUGUGGGUGAGCGUUGGGGGCAGUGGGACAGGAACCCCCCACAGCUGAGCCCUGGGACUGAGCCACCUCCUUACACUCCAUCCGAGUUAGGAGACUGGACCGCUUUCCAGAACCCAGAAGCCACAUGCAGAGACCUGGCCUGCACCCCAAAGCAGUGCCCAACACCAGGGGCUGUACUUUGGUGCUUCCUGUGCUGGGCCUUGGGGAGUGGUCCCCCAGCUUGGCCCACACCCCUAGAACCAGGUCCCCACCUUGCUCUGAAGACAGCGGCAGCUCCAUCCAGGCUAGUCCUCUGUCUGCUGGGCAAUGGGGAAAGCUGCCUCAGAUAGCUGAGGGGCUUCCUUGCCCAUCCUGGGCACUCACCUGGGACCCAUCUAGAGGCUGGAGAACACAGCAACUGGAGAAGAAGGGGUGACGAGUGAGCUCAGCCAGGAGUGGGGAAGACAUGGGCUAUGCCUCUUCUAGUAGCCCUCCCUCCCAUGGGGUAUGUUGAGAAUGUUUGGGGGACAUGGGACAGGGUUGCCUCCAUUAAAGGUGUGCUCUCCUUCC
Molecule: messenger RNA, 2021 nt
Organism: Vicugna pacos (alpaca)
Lineage: Eukaryota; Metazoa; Chordata; Mammalia; Artiodactyla; Camelidae
Gene: SPEF1
Product: sperm flagellar 1
Biological process (GO): regulation of cytoskeleton organization
Cellular component (GO): axoneme
Molecular function (GO): microtubule binding
Source: RefSeq, a predicted model, not a curated record